This is a messenger RNA of Pogona vitticeps (central bearded dragon), 2692 nucleotides long. The record is from RefSeq and is a predicted model, not a curated record. Lineage: Eukaryota; Metazoa; Chordata; Lepidosauria; Squamata; Agamidae.
CUUCAGGAUAAUAACUCUUGCUUCACUUGCUCUGAACUUUGGAAUUAGUGUUGAGUGGACUCUGGUGAAAUUCUACCUCCUGGAUUGGUUGGAUUCCCUGGAGACUUUUGAGAUGCUUAUUCAGCCAGUCCUUUAAAAGCAAGUCCUCAAGGAAGGCAGUUUGUCCGCUGGGGCAGCAACACUGAGGUCAUACCAGCCAGCCGGACUCCUUGUCAACAGGCAGAAGCUCAUUUUGAGUUAUCACAGAGGUUUUCAACAUGAUGGUAUCCCUUAUAAGCAGCCUCUGGUGCGUGCAGAGUGAGAUACUGUAAUAGCACAGAAAUUGCAGGCAAUGAGUGAGGAAUGGAGGGGUGAUGAUCCUGGACACGGGAGCCAGGGAUCUUGAAGAGAUUGUGUAGAUCAGCUCUUUUCCAAAAAAACAGGGAACGGGUGGUUGGCUUCUUGACCAAUUUGGAUACCAGGAAAGGUACCGUCUGUGGUGCGUAAUGGCAGGCUGAAAUAUUUGCCGUGUCGUUCUUCCCAUCCGUUUGCGGGCUCUUGUGAAAACAGGGUCACUAAUCAAUGAAAAUGUUGCUAGGGAAAAAGCACUCCGCCUGUUGAAUUUCUGCCUUAUGCUGCAGUUGGAGUCACGGAAGGCUUUUGGGAUCUGUGGUAAACCUCUUUCCAGGACUCCCUGCGUUGGCUGGAAGGCAAAAAAAAAAAUGUUUUUGAAUUUAGAACGCUUGGUGUUGUGCACACCCUGAGGGUCUCAUCCUGAGGAUGGUCUCGGACAGGUCUGCUCUAGGUCAGUUGGUAUCUUGAUUUUAAUCUCUUCUCGUUCUUUCAAUAAAGAGGAAAAAGGAGCAUCAUGGAUUCUGUUCCAAAGAAAAGUUUCCCCUUUCCCCCCUCUUUGGUUAAAAGAAAAGAGGAAGUGGAUUUGUUUUGUCAUUGUGUGUGUGUGUGUGUGUGUUUUAAAUAGACAUGUGAGCCAGAGGUUAUUUUGAAAACACUGGAGAGAGAGAGAGAGCUGAGUCCUCUGCUCACAUGGCUGGUUUGCCACCCCCCACCCCAUUUCCCUGAUAUGUGGGGCCUGCCAAGGGAAGUGUAAUCGGGCAUCCCCGGGAGAUGGCACUGUUGUCUGCUUCGGGACCAAAAGUUCUUCUGAGACCGGCAGAGAGAGGCCAGGCCUGGAAACAAGCCCUACUCACUGUGAUGCCGAAGUCUUUCUGGGCGACGCCGGCUCAGCCAAAAGCCGCCCGAGGCACCUGUCAGACCCCUUGGUGGUGAAGCAGCCGGAGGAAGAGGCGUCAGCCCUGCGGCUCCUGGACCAGACCCCGCUGCACCAUUCAGCCCAUAUUCCGGUGCCCCGGCAAAGAAAACUAUCGGAGAAGGCAGGGAUUGACGAAGUUAUGGCCGCUGCCGUCCUCACCAGCCUCUCAACCAGCCCGGUUGUGCUUAACAACCCUAACAACAGUUUUGGCACAGAAAGCCGCUGUGACCCAUGGAAAGAAAGCCGCCCCAUGUCCUCCAGCUGCAGCAGCAGCAGCAACGCCAGCGCCGACUGGAGCUGGGACGCUCCGAGCGACCUCUCCACCCCUUCGACCCCCUCGCCCCCGCUUUCCACCGAUGUCGCCCCCGGCUUCCUUUCCGCUCUGCAUUCGGACCUCGAAGAGGCCGAGGCAACGGCCUUCCUGUUUGGUGACCCCAUUCCCCGGAAGAGGAAGAACUCCACCAAGGUGAUGUUCAAGUGCUUGUGGAAGAACUGUGGGAAAGUGCUGAGCAGUUCCUCCGGGAUGCAGAAGCAUAUCCGGACCAUCCAUCUCGGACGGAAGGCUGACCUGGAUCAGAGCGACGGGGAAGAGGAUUUCUACUACACGGAGCUGGACGUCAACGUGGACUCCCUGACCGACGGUCUUUCGAGCCUGACCCCUGUCUCCCCCACCUCCUCUGCCCCCCCGGCCUUCCCCACCCUGGAGGAAGUCCUGCCUACGCCGCCCAUUCCCUUCAAGACGGAGGUUCCCAUGGUGUCACACCUGAGCCCGUCGGCACCGGUGACCGUCCUGAGCCAGUCAGCACCCACCAGUCUGUGCCAUAUCCAAACUGACCAUGCGUACCAGGCUAUGGGUCCUUCUGGUGUGCUGACAGAUCUCAAUGUGCCGUCCACUGGAAUGGAAAUCAUCUCAUGGCAGCAGCCCCCGCCGCCAACCUUUUUCCCACCUCCUUUGCCCCCGGUCCUUUUUAAAAGCCCCUCGGGUUGCCUGACUCCCAUCCGGCCUGCUAAUCUCGGAGAGAAGCGUCCCCAGGCCCCCCCUGCUCCUGUUGCCAAAGGGCAUCCAUUAGUGCCCUCUUCUGUGCCAAAGCCUACAGCAGGCACCAGGAAGCCGCGCGGCGAGGCCAAGAAGUGCCGCAAGGUGUACGGGAUGGAGAACCGGAGCAUGUGGUGCACCGCCUGCCGCUGGAAGAAAGCCUGCCAGCGGUUCGUCGACUGAGUGGGCGCCGCUUGGAGCUGCCGCUCCCGGGAUGGCAAGCUGCCCCUCUCGAGCCUCCUUGCGCGUUUUUUGCACUUCUGUGCCUUCCGCAGCCCGGUCUCCCCGGCCGGCCGGCCUUUGCCCGGCAGCUUCCUCCGCCACCCCCCCACGCCCUAUAAGUGCCUUGGCUCAGGAAGAAAGGAGGGACCGGUGUGGACGACUAUGGUGGUGGCGGCCGCUCGGCG